Messenger RNA from Colletotrichum spaethianum, 336 nucleotides. RefSeq lists its product as uncharacterized. The coding region runs from base 1 to 336 and encodes 111 amino acids. NCBI's taxonomy places the organism in Eukaryota, Fungi, Ascomycota, Sordariomycetes, Glomerellales, Glomerellaceae. The transcript has a single exon. The record is from RefSeq and is a predicted model, not a curated record.
AUGAUUAACACCUUCGGUGUUGCUACCUCAUACAUUGUCAAGGCUUACCCCAAGCUCGAUAUUGUCACUGUUAUGACCUUCAGUUCCAGUACUAGCGAGACGGUCGGUCAAAAUGCCUUCUGGGCUGGUGUCAAGGCCUAUUGGGAGGGUCUUCCUACCUGGAACGCGGCCGGCAACUACGAGUACUGGAAUAUCUUUCAGACUGGUCCGGGCUCUCUUAUCUUCACCAUGCUCCCCUGGUUUGCACCCACUAUGACCCGUGCGGAACUCAAGACCCUUAUCGCCCCUCUUUUUGCUAGAUGGACUGAGCUUGAGAUCACCAUUGAUCUAGUCUAA